AGAGACAGAGAUGGAGGUGGAGCGUCCUCCUUCAGAACAGCGCGCGCAUGGACAGUUGUAGAGGAGCACGGGGACCACUAUACACGCUCUCCCAGUCUGCACCUACUGGUUACUCAUGUAGAUUUAUCUCCGGGACGUUACUGAAAUCUGUCAGGUCCAGGUACCUCUUAAGGAGCAGAGCUGCCUACUUCACUGGCCUGUUAUAUCCUGAAUCCUGGUGGGAUCCCUGAUGAUCUUUGUUGCUGUCCUCACUGACUCCUGUUUUCCUCCUGCUCGUCCUCCUUAUCCCUCUCCUCCCCUUUCUUAAACUCCCCUCCCUUCCUCCUCUGUGUCUCCCUGCCCCGGGCUUAUUACUCAAACCCACUGAAGGGAGCAACACAGUAGCUGGCAAAGGAUGAAGCAGGUCUGCCUGCCAACACCAGACAGAGGAUAGAAGACACAAAAGGACUAGCGAAGGGGAGAGAGACAGAGACGUUGACUAGUAGAGAGAUCUACAACGAAGCUGUGAGAGAAGCAACUACAACACUGAAGAUGCCAUGCCAAAGGAAAAACACAAGUUUCACUUGAGCGUCAUGAGCUAACAAGGGAUCCCUAACAGAUCUAGAACUGUGGACUUCUUUUUAACAACCCUUUUGGCUCUCUCUCUCUCUCUCUCUCUCUCUCUCUCUCACACACAUACACAAAAAUUGUGGAGACACACACUCCUGCUCCCUGGGGCUCCUUGUUAACACCUGCUAUGCCUCUGUAAGAAGUGUUAGCCAUGCCAGCAAAGGGGAAGUACCUGUUGAAUGACCAGGAGCUUAAACAUGAGGCAUUGUACCGCAAAUUCUCCUGCAUCAGCCAGUAUCAGCCGCUGGUGCUUCUGCUGGGCCUCUCCAUGCUCUCCUGUGGAAUCCUCCUCAUCCUCUUCUUUGCCCUUCAACUGAGUGCAAAGGAACACUGUGCCUUUGUGAGUGUGGUAAGCGGCAGCCUGUGUGUAUUCCUGGCCGUGUUUGUGCUGGUUUGCACAGAGAUACUCUCGCAGCGAUGGAGACGUCUACUCGGCCUGAUCGUCUGGGCCACGCACCUCACCAUGGGCUUCACCUUCAUCUUCCGCAGCCCCAUCAUCCUGCCUUGGGACCAGGUGCCUUUCUUCCUCUUCAUCAUUUUCACCGUGUACACCAUGCUGCCAUUCCAGAUGUGGUACGCUGUGGUGCUGAGCAUCAUUUCCUCCCUGUCCCACAUUAUUGCCCUCGCAGUGCAUCUCACCAUUUACAGCAAUGAGAAAAGUCCUGACCUUCCCAACCAGCUGCUGUCCAACGCAGUGGUGUUUCUGUGUGGCAGUGUCGUGGGAGCCUUCCAUAAGGUCCUGAUGGAGAAAACCCUGAGGCAGACCUUCCAAGACACCCUUAGGUGUCUGAGCAUGCGGAUGAAACUGGAGAUAGAAAAGAGACAACAGGAGAACCUGCUGCAGUCUGUGCUGCCAGUCUAUAUCUCAAUGAAGAUGAAGCUGGCAAUCAUGGAGCGUUUGCAAGACUGUAAAGACAAAGCAGAGCAACAGCGACUGGUCAAAGACAAUAACUUUCACAGCCUUUAUGUCAAGAGGCAUGAGAAUGUCAGUAUCCUCUAUGCUGACAUUGUCGGCUUCACCCGGUUGGCCAGUGAUUGUUCUCCCAAGGAGCUGGUCAUCAUGCUCAAUGAACUGUUUGGAAAAUUUGACCAAAUUGCCAAGGAAAACGAAUGCAUGCGAAUCAAGAUCCUUGGAGAUUGCUACUACUGCGUGUCAGGGCUGCCGGUCUCUCUGCCUAAACACGCCAAGAACUGUGUCAAAAUGGGCCUCGACAUGUGUGAAGCCAUCAAGCAGGUACGCGAGGCCACAGGAGUGGAUAUCAACAUGAGAGUGGGCGUGCAUUCGGGCAAUGUGCUCUGUGGAGUUAUUGGUCUUCGCAAAUGGCAGUUUGAUGUAUGGUCACAUGACGUCACUCUGGCCAAUCACAUGGAGUCAGGAGGCCUCCCAGGACGUGUCCACAUCACUGAGGCAACUCUAAAGCACCUGAACAAGGCUUAUGAAGUGGAAGAGGGCAAUGGCCACACUAGGGAUCCCUACCUAAAAGAGCUUAAUGUCCAAACCUACCUGGUCAUAGAUCCACGGUCUAAGGACCCAUCACUGAACACCCGUAAACCUCGAGUGAAUGAUGGUCUAAAGAUGCGGGCAUCUGUGCGUAUGACCCGUUACCUGGAAUCGUGGGGGGCCGUCAAACCUUUUGCCCACCUCCAGAGCAGAGAGGGAUUCACCCCAGACACCAUUGUUAAUGGAAAGCCACGCACCAAGGACAUCCCCCUGCGAACAGCCCCAGGCUCCAAGAUCACUGAGAGCUUUGAUGAGUCUCUAGAGGAACCGUUCACCUUGCCCGCACCUCCGUUCAGCAGCUAUAAGAACAAAUCCCAGAAGAGUAAGUUUGAUGAGGAGCUGCACAAUGAGAUGACCACUACCAUAGAUGAGCUCAGCAGCAAGCAAUGGUCGAAGUCUGAAGAGAGUGGCAGUUUAGCUUUGUGGUUUCCAAAGAAAGAGCUGGAAAAACAGUACCGAUCCUUAGAUUUGCCGAUGUUCAAACACUAUGUCGGCUGUGCCACCAUCAUCUUCCUCUGCAUCUUUGUGAUUCAGAUGCUUGUUACAAAGGAUCGACAGAUGUUGGGGACGGCAUUUGGAGCGUUGGUUUGUGUACUGUUGCUGACCCUGGCCAUCUGUUUUGCAGGUCCCUUGCAGCGCCUGUUUCCAGAGAAGCUGUCGACGUGCCAGUGGCUGACAGCUGUGUCAGAGGCGGUGGUGAAGCGGCCGUGCGUGCGCCUCCCUCUGGCCACCAUCACCGCUACGGUCAUCAUUAUCUUGGCAGUGUUCAACCUGUGCUUCGUCCAGACAAGUGGGACAGCAGAUAACGCUGACCUGUGUCACAGAAAUCAUUCCCGGGAGCAAGGAUUAGAGGGAGGACUCUUCUACCUGCCUUACUCUGUAUACUGCUGUAUCCUGUCCCUGAUCGCAUGUGGAGUCUUCCUGCGGGUUAGCUUUGAGCUCAAAGUGCUCUUCCUCACCGUGGCCUCCACAGCGUACUACAUCAUCAUCCUCAGCACCAAGAGGGAACUCUUUGUGGCCUAUGGAUAUGACCUCUAUGCUCAGAACAAUAACAGCUUGAUCUGCGAGUGGGUUGUGUUAUUACACAACUUAACUGAAUCAGAGCAGUUAAGCAAAGAUGAAUUAUUCCUGAAAUGGAUAGGGCUGGUGAAACACCCCCAGGUGAUGAGCUGUAUCUAUAUCACCCUGUUCCUGGUUACUAUGCUCAUUAUCUCACAACAGAACGAGUCCUGCUUCCGCCAGGAUUUCCUGCUUAAGUACAAAAACCACACAGAGCAGGACGAGAUCGAGACCAGGGAGAACCUGAACCGGCUCCUGCUGGAGAAUGUGCUGCCAGCCCACGUGGCAGCGCUGUUUGUCGGGGAGAAUAAAAAGAACGAGGAUCUCUACUACAAGUCCUACGACUGUGUGUGUGUGAUGUUCGCCUCGGUGCCAGAUUUCAAGGAGUUUUACACCGAGUGUGAUAUCAACAAGGAGGGCCUGGAAUGCCUGAGGCUGCUCAACGAAAUCAUCGCAGACUUUGACGAGCUGCUGUCCAAGCCAAAGUUCAGUGGUGUGGAGAAGAUCAAGACAAUUGGCAGCACUUACAUGGCCGCUGCUGGGCUUAGCGGGAUGCCUGGUCAGGAGAACAAUCAGGACAGAGAGAAGCAACACGCCCAGAUAGGGAACAUGGUGGAGUUUGCCAUCGCUCUGAUUGGCAAGCUGGACGGCAUCAACAGACAUUCCUUCAACAGCUUCAGGCUUCGCGUGGGCAUUAAUCAUGGCCCAGUGAUAGCUGGAGUAAUCGGGGCGAGGAAACCUCAGUAUGACAUCUGGGGCAACACAGUCAACGUAGCCAGCAGGAUGGAGAGCACAGGGGAGCUCGGGAAGAUCCAGGUAACGGAGGAAACGUCCGGCGUGCUGCAGAAGCUGGGGUACUCGUGUGAGUGUCGAGGGUUUAUCAACGUCAAGGGGAAAGGGGAGCUAAAAACCUUCUUUGUGUGUACCGACAUGAGCAAGCAGCAAGGUAUGGGGCUGAGCUGAGGCCACGCAGCCACAGCGAAAAACCGAACUGGAGACAGACUUGUGCACACAAGUCAAAGAGUUUACACACUCCUGCACACACCACAAGUGUUGAGACAGACCUGACUGUAAUACAGCUGUGUUCCUGUGAUAUUGCUGAAUGAAAAUACCGAGGCGUGGAUGUGACAUUGAACAUUCUGAGACCCCAUCUGUCAGAUCAGGAUGUGGCAGUCAUGCCCGGAGAGAUGGUCAAUAUGUACAAUCACAAUCUUUUUCUAUUCGCGAACACAUUUACGUCCAGUGAUCAGUCAUUUUUCUACCUUUUUUUGUCUUUAACUUAGAUGUUGUUUGUGAAAGAAAAAAUGUAAUUGUACUAAUGCCAAAUACAGUUGCGUAAUUUUUGAAGACCUCUUUGGUCCUUUAAAAACAAAACAAUGGAUUCUGUUUGGAUCAUAAUGUGAAACCCAUCUGGUUUUCCUGUUUGUGAAGGGAUGGAGACUCUGCUCUGUUACUGUGUAAUGAGCAAGACAUAUGUGAGGCUGUUAGAGAGAGCUGUUUCAGAAACAGGCUGUACAGUGGAUAAAAAAAAAUUUCUUUCUCCUUUCUGCUAGACCUAGUCAGAUUACAGAAAGUAGUUUCUCUUUCUGACCAAGCUGCAGAUCGUUACAUUACCGUAUCCUUGGUUUAACAUCUCUUUAUGUGAAGGUCUUUUAGGUUCCAGCUGUGCAGUUUGGCCUGAGUAACAUAUAUGACAAGAUGCUUGCAUUUCAGGAGGAGGUAGACAAAUACAUGUACUCUAUGUAUGCCAUCUGUUGUGUUUAUUCUGCUGAUAAGAAUCAAUUUUCAGUGUCUUUUGCUGCCUGUCUGAAUAUAUGCUGCAACACAGGGAAUCUGUGACGAUCUCGUUGGUGUCCUUAAGUCUGUGUGAUCCAACAAACCUGCCUGCUGUGAAUGUUUUUCUGGCUCCAGCUCAGAUGAUCACGUGACCCAACCUGGAUCGCUCUCUGUGCCUCUGAAAACUUGAUUUGUCUCGUGGCCUUACCUUUUGAGACCGUCAUCUCGUCUGUAUUUGUGGUUAUAUAAUAAUAAUAAUAAUAAUAAUGAUAAUAAUAAUAAUAGUAAUAAUGUAUUGGCCUUUAUGUGAACAAAUGUGACAUUGGAUUUUGUACAGUUACAGAAUGUAAUAAAUGUUUUCCUAAGUC
Lates calcarifer (barramundi perch) is the source of this 5313-nucleotide messenger RNA. It is a transcript of the gene adcy7, whose product is annotated as adenylate cyclase 7. The transcript is spliced from 27 exons. The record is from RefSeq and is a predicted model, not a curated record. The coding region runs from base 761 to 4132 and encodes 1123 amino acids. Lineage: Eukaryota; Metazoa; Chordata; Actinopteri; Centropomidae. Gene Ontology annotation, biological process: adenylate cyclase-inhibiting G protein-coupled receptor signaling pathway; adenylate cyclase-activating G protein-coupled receptor signaling pathway; cAMP biosynthetic process. Gene Ontology annotation, molecular function: adenylate cyclase activity. Gene Ontology annotation, cellular component: plasma membrane.